Molecule: messenger RNA, 1849 nt
Organism: Rubroshorea leprosula
Lineage: Eukaryota; Viridiplantae; Streptophyta; Magnoliopsida; Malvales; Dipterocarpaceae
Source: the annotation of a GenBank genome assembly
GCGUCGGAAUUUACGAACAAAAUCUUUGUUUAAUUCACUUCAACCAAUUUUGCUCUGUCUCUCUCACCGAAACUCUGAAACCAAACCCACUGUAAUGGAGAAACAGAGAAGUUUCUCCUUGAAAUCCACUGGAUUCUUGGUCUUCUCUUUAACAAUCUUUUCUUCUCUCAUCUUCUUCAUUUUCUUUUCUAUCUGGCUUAUCAACUCCCACCCUUCAAUUCACCAACAAACCCAUCUUCACUUCAACCGUUCAUCUCUCAAUCUAACUCACUUCGAUUUCACUACAAAUUUCUCCUCAAGAAGUGAUGCAGAUUCGUUUCUGAAGGAUACCCACGUGGGUAAUGCAUCUAGUUUCCACGAGUUUUCGAUUUUAGAGGAGAUCGAGGAACAAGAUGAUGAGAUUGAAACUACAGAGCCAGAAGAUAGUGAUGAUGUUGUAAUCAGUAAUUCUACAGAAGUGCGAGAGAGUGCACCUGGGCUGUCUUCUGAGGAAAUCGAAGUUGUUCAGAGCAGAGAGGAGGAGAACAGGGCAAAUUUAUCUGAGAAAAUUGAGCUUGUAAGUAGUGGGGGAAAUGAAGAGAAGAAGAUUAAAACUGCUUCGCUUCAUGGUAAUGAUGGCAGGAUUGAAGAGAAGAAGAUGAGACAAUGUGACAUUACAAAAGGGAGUUGGGUUUAUGAUGCUAGCUAUCCCCUGUACAACUCCUGUUCCUUCAUAGAUGAAGGUUUCAACUGUGCUGGUAAUGGAAGACUGGAUGGAGACUACAUGAAGUGGAGAUGGCAGCCUCAAGAUUGUGAGAUUCCGAGGUUCAAUGCCACAAGAAUGCUGGAGUUGAUCAGAGGAAAGAGACUGGUUUUUGUGGGGGAUUCAAUCAAUAGAAACCAAUGGGAAUCUAUGUUGUGUAUGUUAAUGGGAGCUAUAAGAGAUCCGAAGAGGGUUUAUGAGACUCAUGGCCGAAGAAUCACCAAGGAAAAGGGGAAUUAUUGCUUCAAAUUUGUGGAUUACAAGUGUACAGUUGAAUAUUAUGUGUCUCAUUUCUUAGUUCACGAGAGCAAGGCUAGAAUAGGGCAUAAGCGGAAGCAAACUUUGCGAAUUGAUGCAAUUGAUCGUGGUUCAUCAAGGUGGAGAGGAGCUGAUAUCUUGAUCUUCAACACUGCCCAUUGGUGGUCACAUUCCAAAACAAAAGCCGGGAUCAACUAUUAUCAGGAAGGGAACCAAGUGCAUCCCCAGCUUGACGUUUACACAGCCUUUAGAAGAGCUUUGCUAACCUGGGCAUCUUGGGUUGAUAAACUUAUUAAUCCACGCAAAACACAUGUUUUCUUCCGAAAUUCAGCUCCUUCUCAUUUCAGUGGAGGACAGUGGAAUUCAGGUGGCCACUGUGGGGAAGCUACUUGGCCGCUUAAUGACACUUCAAGCAUGAGCUACCCUGAGAAGAAUAAAAUCGUGGAAGACAUCAUAGCUCAGAUGAAAACUCCAGUAACUUUGCUGAAUGUAACUCGUUUAUCUGCAUACAGGAUAGAUGGUCAUCCAUCAAUAUACCGGAAAAAACCAGUGGAUCUCCGUUCUUCAAGCAUUCAAGACUGCAGCCAUUGGUGUCUUCCCGGGGUUCCAGAUACGUGGAAUGAAUUGUUGUAUUUUCAUUUGCAAUCAAAGCAAGGGAAUAGAUUUCACAUUAGGUAGUUCCUUUCCUCACCUUGUAUAUUCAUCCAAUUCUUUUAGUUUGUUAGUUUGUCAACCGGCCCAAAAAUGUAAGGAAAAAAAAAAGUUUUGUCCAAAUUUGAUUGAACUUCAUGGUUCAUUUCAAUCUUUGGUACAUGUAUUCAGGGGAAAAAAUAAAGAAAAAAAGAGAAC